AUGUUGAAUGUGACAUACUCCACUCCGGCUGUACUUAAGCUUGGCUUUGGUGAGUUGAGGUCAAUGAGAUAUCUCUACAGCAUCUUGGUCUUGGGUGGCUUUGUGAUCGUGGUGACCUCAAACGUUGCAAUCAUUGCUGCUGUUUUGCUGAACAGAGGUCUACAGGAGUCAAUGUACAUUUUCAUUUGCAUGUUGUGUCUCAAUGGACUCUAUGGCAGCCUUGCAUUUUUCCCAAGCCUCUUCAUCAACCUGCUGUGUGAGACCCAGACUAUUUCCUAUACGGGGUGCUUGAUACAGGCGUUCUGCCUGAACACAUAUACCGGGUGUGAGUUCACCAUACUCACCAUCAUGGCUCUUGAUCGUUACAUCUGUAUUUGCUACCCCCUGAGAUAUAUAGCCAUAAUGUCCUUGCCCACUGUUCUGAGAUUGAUUAUUGCUGCCUGGCUGACUGCCAUCCUGCCAUUUACGGUACAUUAUAUACUGACUCUACGGCUUCCCUUGUGCGACUCAACUAUAGUGAAGAUCUACUGUGACAACUGGUCGGUAGUGAGACUUUCCUGCAUCGAUACAAGCUGGAACCAAAUCUCGGGAUUAAUCCUCACCAUGGGUUUCCUUGUGGUGAUGCCGGCACUGAUUUUCUUCUCUUAUGCCAUGAUUCUAUGGGCCUGCACAAAGUCCUCCAAGCAGAUUAGAACAAAGGCCUUACAGACCUGCGUGCCUCACUUGAUCACCAUCACUAAUUUUAUUGCUGAUCGGCUCUUUGAGGUUAUUCUCCAUCGUAUCACACUCAACAAUAUCCCUUAUUCACUGAUGAUAUUCAUCUCUGUCUAUGUCUAUGUGGUCCCCCCUCUGCUGAACCCCCUGAUUUAUGGACUGAAAUUAAAGGAUAUAAGAGUGAAGAUUGUUCAGCUCAUUUGCAACCAAUGA
Xenopus tropicalis (tropical clawed frog) is the source of this 927-nucleotide messenger RNA. RefSeq names its product olfactory receptor family 64 subfamily H member 3 (gene or64h3). The record is from RefSeq and is a predicted model, not a curated record. Gene Ontology annotation, cellular component: plasma membrane; membrane. The coding region runs from base 1 to 927 and encodes 308 amino acids. The transcript has a single exon. NCBI's taxonomy places the organism in Eukaryota, Metazoa, Chordata, Amphibia, Anura, Pipidae. Gene Ontology annotation, biological process: signal transduction; G protein-coupled receptor signaling pathway. Gene Ontology annotation, molecular function: olfactory receptor activity; G protein-coupled receptor activity.